UGGCACUGCAGCCCUUCUCCCACCUCUUCCCCGCAGACGCCAAAAGCCUGGUGCCCGAGCCCUUUUUAUUCAGACAGCGACCACGAGCGGCGCCACCGCGGCAGCUCUGUCGCGCCUAUCGCGAUGGGAGGCCGGGGGCGGGUCCUCCCGCCGCCGGGAACGCCGUGUGGCGGCGGGGCCGGGCCGGGCUCACGCAGCGGCGGGGCAGGCGGAGCGGCGGGGCCCGCAGGGAGCGGCCGGGGCGGCGGCGGCGGCGGCGGCUCCUCCUCUCCGGCCAUGGCUGUAAAAGACCCGACAGCUGUAGAAAGAGCAAAUUUACUGAACAUGGCGAAAUUAAGUAUCAAAGGACUCAUUGAAUCAGCUUUGAGCUUUGGCCGCACUCUGGAUUCUGACUACCCUCCUUUGCAGCAGUUCUUUGUUGUCAUGGAGCACUGCCUGAAGCAUGGCCUUAAAGUAAGAAAAUCCUUUCUAAGCUACAAUAAAACCAUCUGGGGUCCUCUGGAACUUGUGGAGAAAUUAUAUCCAGAAGCUGAGGAAAUAGCAGCAAGUGUCAGAGAUUUGCCUGGCCUCAAAACACCACUGGGCCGUGCCCGGGCCUGGUUACGGUUGGCACUAAUGCAGAAGAAAAUGGCUGACUAUCUUCGCUGUUUAAUCAUUCAGAGAGAUCUUCUCAGUGAAUUUUAUGAGUAUCAUGCGCUAAUGAUGGAGGAAGAAGGAGCAGUUAUUGUUGGAUUGUUAGUUGGCUUGAAUGUAAUAGAUGCCAACCUGUGUGUAAAGGGCGAAGACCUAGAUUCACAAGUUGGGGUGAUCGAUUUCUCCAUGUAUUUGAAGAGUGAUGAUGACAUUGGGGGAAAGGAGAGAAAUGUUCAGAUUGCUGCAAUUUUGGACCAAAAGAAUUAUGUUGAAGAACUAAACAGGCAACUGAAUAGCACAGUUAGCAGUCUACAUGCAAGAGUUGAUUCAUUAGAGAAAUCAAAUACUAAACUGAUUGAAGAGUUAGCAAUAGCCAAAAACAAUAUAAUUAAACUUCAGGAAGAAAACCAUCAAUUAAGGAGUGAAAAUACUCUGAUUUUAAUGAAAACACAGCAUCAUCUAGAGGUAACUAAAGUGGAUGUUGAAGCAGAACUUCAGACAUACAAACACUCCAGGCAGGGGUUAGAUGAAAUGUACAAUGAAGCACGUAGACAGCUUCGAGAAGAAUCACAGCUUCGACAAGAUAUGGAGAAUGAGCUAGUAGUUCAAGUUAGCAUGAAACAUGAGAUAGAACUUGCCAUGAAGUUACUGGAGAAGGACAUCCAUGAGAAGCAGGAUACACUCAUAGGCCUUCGACAGCAGCUUGAUGAAGUUAAAGCGAUUAACAUGGAAAUGUACCAAAAGCUGCAGGUCUCUGAAGAUGCUAUGAAAGAAAAGAAUGAAAUAAUUGGUCGCUUAGAGGAUAAGACCAAUCAGAUUAAUGCAACGAUGAAACAACUAGAACAAAGAUUGCAGCAAGCAGAGAAGGCUCAAGUGGAAGCAGAGAAUGAGGAUGAGAAACUUAAACAGGAAUAUGUGAAUAAAUCUGAAAGUCUGCAGAAAGAAUUCUCCCAGAAGGAGAAACAGCUGCUUCAACUGGAAACUGAUUUGAAGAUAGAAAAGGAGUGGCGGCAAACCCUAGAGGAUGAUCUUCAAAAGGAAAAAGAAACAGUAUCUCAUCUACGAAUAGAAACUCAAGAAAUAAUUAACCUUAAAAAAGAGUUCCUUAAACUUCAAGAAAAAAACAGGCAACUGAAAAGGAUAUGUCAAGACCAAGAAGCUGCUCUCCAAGAACUGGCAUCCAAGCUGAGCGAAUCAAAGCUGAAAAUAGAAGAUAUAAAGGAAGCCAACAAAGCAUUGCAGGGCCAGGUUUGGUUGAAGGACAAAGAGGCUACACAUUGCAAGUUAUGUGAAAAGGAAUUUUCCCUUUCCAAAAGGAAGCAUCACUGUAGAAACUGUGGUGAGAUCUUCUGUAAUGCCUGUUCGGACAAUGAACUGCCUCUGCCUUCUUCGCCAAAGCCUGUUCGUGUCUGUGAUUCCUGCCAUGCAAUACUUAUACAGAGGUGCUCUUCUAAUGUGCCCUAAGAUUCUUUUACAAGUAAUUUAUCAAUUUUUGGUAUUUAGCUAAUUCUGUAAAAGUGUACCAGCUACAGAAUGUACAGCACUGUUUCUGGAAUUUCAGGUAAGCAGUCUGGAGUUGCAUUUUCAAAGCACUGUAGAGGAGUUUAGUGGCUGCUUCCUGUUCAUACAAAUAGAGAAAAUGGGAUCCAAAGAUGGAAAACACAUGUUAAAACUGAACAUGUUAAAAAUACAGAUCACAAUGUUAGUCUAACAGAUUACUUGUAAGCUUUUCUGGAGGAAGGAGGAAAGUUUAUACAGGAGACUCAGUGUUAAUGUGUAUUUGAUAAGUAUCUUAGUCAUUUUGAUCUUGAAAAACGUGAUAUAUUUACCUGCUUUUACAGGCUAGUCUGCAACAAGUCCAACCUAAUUCUGCUGCACAAUUUGCCUGCAGUAUGCUGCUGUGAAGUAAAACUCUACAGUAGGUAGUUUUAAAUUGUAGUUUAAAAUUAGUAAUGAAAUUAAUGCAGGUGGUCCUGUAAGUUAUUGCCAAAUACCAUAUUUGUUUGCUUCCCCUCAAUUCUCAAGAUUUGAUGUAUCAAAGAAUAUUGCACUGACAGCUCUGUUCUUUGUAGUCACAGCUGCAGAAGAUUUUAUCGGACAGGUGAGAAACAAUGCCUUUAGGCACUGGAAGAAAGGGGAUGUGUUUUGCCAAAUUAUUUUGGAAAAUGAACUAUUAUUUCGGCUUAUCUGUGUUUUCAUGGAGAGAUGUUCAUCCCAGUUGUUUUGCCUUAUGUUGUCUGUAGCUUCAAACGAGUAUCUGCAUUGUUUUCAUGUAAGUCAUGCUUAGCUCUAGAAGCAGCGUGAAUGUGCUGCCAGGAGACACUAGGAUUAAGCACUGCAGACUGUGUCCUUUGUGUGGUGCCUGUGUUGACAGGAAGGUUAUUCCUCAUUUUGUCACUAUCUUUCUCAGAUUUCUAGUUCGUUUCUAAAUCGGUCUUUCUUUUCUUCAAGACAGCUUUUGAGUGUUGCUAGGUCUGACACCAUCUCUCACUCCUCUCAUUGUUAUCCCAUGGUAAUUUCUGCUGGAAUGUAAGUCUUUAUUCUUCUAGUAGCCAAAUAAGAAUACAUCCUUUUGGGUUAUAUUUAGUAUCGGCCUCAGUUUGAUGUCACUGCACUAGCAUUAAACCCUCUUCCCUUCAGCCCUUUGUGUGGCUGGAUCCAGCUGUGCAAUCUGGUCAGUACUGAGGAGCAGUCAGCAGAAUUAUCAACUCCCUGGUUCUUUCAUCCAUGGGCCUGUUAUAUUCCUACUAACAGGAGCAUGGAGGCUUAGAAACAGGUCUUUUAGUCAUUCCUAAACUUUGUUUAGCUUAGCUGUGUCUUUUAAAGAUAGGCAUUUAGCCAGUAUUCCAAGAGCCAUCCUGUUAAUUUCCACACAUCAAUGUAGUUGCUUAUGUAGCUUUUGUAAAGGAAAGUGUUUUUAAAAUUACCCAGCAUUACUUUUUGUAAAAUGUAAAACAAAUAUUUGUAAAUCUGUAAAUAGCUUUUGGAAAAAAUAAAUUUAAUUGAUCUGCAACUUAAUGAUGGGAGCACUGUCAUAUUAAAAUUUGCAAUUCAGAGUAUUCUUAGCAUUUUAUUGAUGUGAUCAAGUUGCUUAGAAUGUCUUUGCACAUGUUGGACAGAGGGGAGCUACCCUACUCCUUACUUAACAAAGUGCUGCUCACCUGCCGCCUGAAAGUACUCUGAUCUGAGGAUGUUUGCAGGUGAGUUUUUAUUCCUCUGCAAUUUAAAUGCCAAGUUCCUUGAAAGGUUCAGUACUGUUACAGGAUGAAGCAUUAGUGGGGAAGGGGCAGUCAUAAGGCAUUCACUGUCCCAUACAGCAGAAUUUCAUUCAAGACUCACAUUCAGUGUACCUUUUGUAACCUACACUUCAAGCUACUUUGAGUAACCAAGUAAUUCCCCCUGCUCUCCCAAAGGUAAGUUUUAAACCAGUGUUGUUGUGUUUUUUCUCAGAAAAUAGAAUGCUGAGCAUACUUGAUUGAGGAAAGAUUAGAGCUGACACUAUUGUACAGUAUUCAGAUGCUAUGCUUUUACAAAAACCUUUAAGUAGAUGUGCUUUACCUGACUCUAAGAUACAUUGUCCUGACCUCUGUUACCUUAGUUUUACAAGGCAAACCUCAGCAACUGACUAAGAACCCCCUACUUAGAUUGUGAGCACCAAGUUAAAAACAGAGCCCUGCACCAUCCCUGGUAUAAUGAUUUCAAGCCAUCUUUCCUCCCCUUCCUCUCCCAAAGUAUUUCACUUCCUACAUGCCCCUUUCAGCUCUUACUUCCAGUCACUUGGACACAAGCACACACUCUCUAGUGAAAUAAACUCCAUUCUACUCUCUCCUGCAGUUAAGACAUUUAUUACAUAUAUAACACAGUACUGGCAGAACAGGUGACAAACUUUCAAUACCCAAGAUCACAUUUGACAUUUUAAGGGAGGCAUUGAGGACAAAGCAGUUAGUUUGGGAGAUCACACUGGCUCAGAAUAAAUACCUCGUUACACAUCAGGUAUGUUAAGUGUCUUCAAACAAUUGUUUCUUACACAUCUUACAUGUCACAAAUGCACAAAAAACUUUUUUCCAAUGUGUUCGGGGUUGUGUCACUUAACAAAUAUCGGGCUUACAGUUGGCAUUUUAGAGAUGUGGCUCAUAACAAGCUCAUCCAUAAAAUGGGUUGCCAAGUUUUGAACAAAUACAGACAAAUCAGCUAU
Molecule: messenger RNA, 4828 nt
Organism: Anas platyrhynchos (mallard)
Lineage: Eukaryota; Metazoa; Chordata; Aves; Anseriformes; Anatidae
Gene: RUFY2
Product: RUN and FYVE domain containing 2
Cellular component (GO): cytoplasm
Molecular function (GO): metal ion binding
Source: RefSeq, a predicted model, not a curated record